Argentina anserina (silverweed cinquefoil) is the source of this 1833-nucleotide messenger RNA. Its product is annotated as AAA-ATPase At2g46620. The record is from RefSeq and is a predicted model, not a curated record. The coding region runs from base 165 to 1601 and encodes 478 amino acids. The transcript has a single exon. NCBI's taxonomy places the organism in Eukaryota, Viridiplantae, Streptophyta, Magnoliopsida, Rosales, Rosaceae. Gene Ontology annotation, molecular function: ATP binding; ATP hydrolysis activity.
AUACUCUGUCUCACAUUCCAACUCAACUUCUUCCUCCGCCUCCUCCAACAUUCAACCCAAUAUGGUUGAGACCCAUCAUCAGAAUUCCCAAGAUCACCAUUACCCACUUUGAUAUUUCCCAAUUGGGUUUGUGCCUCUCUUCUUCGCAUCAGAAAAUCCCAGACAUGAUUCUCUUCCACCCAUUGUUUCUUCUAGUUUUGGCAGUGUGUAUAUUCGUAGCGAUUCGUGUGCUUUUGUAUAGAACCGGGUUGGUUUUCAUUGUCAAGAAAUGCUGGCGGGCGGUGGAGGACUGCUUCCAUGUCUACCAGUCGUUCAAGGUCCCUGAAUUCAACGAGAGUAUGCAGGAGAAUCACCUCUACAGCAAAGUCUCCGACUAUCUCAACUCGCUGACUUCAAUUGAAGACUCGGAUAAUACCAAUCUCGUCACCGGAAAAAAGCCCAAUGAGAUUGUACUCCAGUUGGACCCUAACCAGACCAUCGAGGACGACUUCUUAAGGGCCAAGGUGACGUGGCGGAGCGAGGGGAGUAAUGGAUGCCGGAAUUUGGUGCUGAGAGUUCGGAGGGCGGAUAAGCGGAGGAUUCUACGGCCUUAUUUGCAGCACAUCCACGUCGUCGCGGAUGAGCUGGAGCAGCGCAAGCGUGAUUUACGGCUUUAUAUGAACGUGGACGGCUCCAAAGCGAGGUGGAGGCGCGUGCCGUUCACGCACCCGUCGACGCUGGAGACGAUUUCGAUGGAGGCCGAUCUGAAGUCGAAGAUAAGGUCCGAUUUGGAGUCGUUUCUGAAAGCGAAGCAGUACUACAACCGGCUCGGCCGCGUCUGGAAGAGGAGCUUCCUCCUCUACGGGCCCUCCGGCACCGGAAAGUCCAGCUUCGUCGCCGCCAUGGCCAAUUUCCUAAGCUACGACGUCUACGAUCUCGACCUCUCCAAAGUCAAAGACGACUCCGAGUUGAAGAUGCUUCUCCUCCAGACCACGACCAAGUCCGUCAUCCUCAUCGAGGACCUGGACCGGUUCUUCGCCGAGAAAUCGACGGCGGUGAGCUUCUCCGGCGUGUCGAACUUCAUGGACGGCUUGCUAAACUCGUGCUGCGCCGAGGAGAGAGUCAUGGUUUUCACGAUGAAUUCCAAAGACCAGGUCGACCCGAAUUUCUUGCGGCCGGGUCGGAUCGACGUCCACAUUCACUUUCCGUUAUGUGACUUCACGGCGUUUCGGAACUUGGCGACGAGCUAUUUAGGGGUGAAGGAGCACAAACUGUUUCCUCAGGUGGAGGAGAUUUUCCAAUCCGGGUCGAGUUUGAGUCCGGCGGAGAUCGGCGAGCUAAUGAUCGCUAACCGCAACUCGCCGAGCCGCGCGAUUAAGUCGGUCAUCACGGCGUUGCAAACCGACGGCGAUGGGAGGGGAGUGGGGAAGAUCGGACGGCCGCCGAGGGGAUUUGAAACCGGGUCGAGAAAGUCCGGGGACGAGUCGGGUGAACCCGGAGUUAUGUUUGGGGAUGGUGUGAAUAAGGUUAGGGACUUUAGGAAGCUUUACGGGUUCUUGAGGAUGAGAAGCAGCAAUAAUUCUCAGUCGUUGGAUGCGGAUUCGGAGCGGUCAGCUGGCUAAAGGGUUUGAUCUGACGGCUGGGAAUUUGAAAUCUUUGGUGGGGCCAUGUCAGGUAGAAAUGAUCAAGGUUGACGUGGUAGAUGCGCAGUGGAAGUGGCAUGGGCUAUGGUGGGGUGGAGGAACACAUAGAAUCAAGUAUAGGUUUAGAAAUGCAAAAAAUACAAGCAUUUUUAUAAUUAAUUUUAAUACAAGCAAAAACCAAAACCCAUUUUGGGGGGGGGGGGGGGGGGGG